Molecule: messenger RNA, 4273 nt
Organism: Nematostella vectensis (starlet sea anemone)
Lineage: Eukaryota; Metazoa; Cnidaria; Anthozoa; Actiniaria; Edwardsiidae
Product: ficolin-2
Exons: 3
Coding region: 18-956 (312 amino acids)
Source: RefSeq, a predicted model, not a curated record
UGGUGCGAUCAAAUGAGAUGAUAGCUUUUUUUUUCCUUUCCUUCUUUCCAUUUACUCUUUCCCAUUUUUUCACAACCCUACACGGUAGAAGAUCCCUCGCCAAAUCUUUGAAGACCGUACAAGUUUUGGACGACUUUUCGUGUACUCGCGAAUGCUCCCGCGCCGAGGGAUUGUGCGCAUCAGUCAACUUCUACAUAGAGAAAGAUUCUGAUGGCAAGCACCUUUGCGAGUUACUCACGGAUGACAAGGAGCAACAAGGAAAGCUUGAGAAAGAUGCCCAUGUUGACUUCAUCUCACCUGAGUUGUUGCCGUCUUGUGCUUAUAUCCAGUCAUCACACGGUGCUUACACCAGCGCCAUAUAUCGCAUCGCCCUCAACCCCUCUCGGCCACUCGACGUCUACUGCGACCUGGUCACUAGCGGGGGAGGCUGGACCUUAAUCCAGAGGCGCAUGGAUGGUUCGGUGGAUUUCUACCGUAACUGGGAUGAGUACAAGCGGGGGUUUGGUGACAAGGAGGGAGAGUUCUGGCUUGGGUUGGAUAAUAUCCAUACUUUGACGUCACAGAGGCGGUACCGCGUGCGCUUUGAUAUGGAGGACUUCGAGGGGAACACCAGCUACGCCGAGUACGAUGACUUUAGAGUUGGUGAUGAGGCAUCUAAAUACAAACUUGUUGCUGUUAGAGCAUACUCAGGUGAUGCAGGAGACAGCUUCCUUUACCAGAAAAAACAAUCCUUCUCUACCAAAGAUGUCGAAAACGAUGCCCAUCCAACCAUAAAUUGCGCCCGUGCGUAUCAAGGGGCCUGGUGGUACAAUCAGUGUCAUAUGUGUAAUCCUAACGGACUCUAUCUUGGAGGUGCCAACGGUGCGUACGCGCAUGCUAAAGGCGUAACUUGGAAAACAUGGCUUGGACAAAAUUACUCCCUCAAGCAAAUUGAAAUCAAAGUGAGGCCUUUUUAGACAGAGUGGUAGACCUAUUUCAAUUAAUUUUGAAUCAAUUAAGAGUGAGCGUCUCAGACCAAGAAUUUUUUUGUUCAGAACGAAAAUACCAUCUUUCGCCAGGAGAUAGCCCUUGAUGACCUUAGUAUUCUGUGAAAUUUUGAAACGAAUCGGAUAAAUAUCUUUGGCUUGAGAGGGGAAAAUGUAUUUUUCGAAUAAAAUUUGCGAUUUUUCGGUAUUUUUCGACUUGAACAGAAAAUGUCUAAAAAAAAAAAAAGAAAAAAUUAAGCCCGGCGGCAAAAAUCAAACUUGAUUGAUAGAAAUUAUAUAAUUGUACAUAUUUGGAUUAGGUCGUUGGUAGCUCUAGUAUUUUUCUUAAUUUUUAACAGAUUUUUCAAUUAUUUUAUGUUUUUCGUACUCCGUAAAUAAGCCCGGAGGAAAACGAGACCUAUAUCUUCCAUGGGACUUGGGACUUGGGGUUUUCGUAACGGAAUAUAUGACUUCUCUCCCCCUACUAAGUUUCUUUCCUUAGUAGGGGGAGAGAAGUCAUAUAUUCCGUUACGAAAAACCCCCAAAAUCGUAUAUUACACACAAAUAUGACAACAACAAGGCAUGUUCUAAGUUGUAAGGCAAUUUUAUUGGCAAUGUUUCACAAAAAAUCGCGACUUCAAUCCACUCGUUUUACCUCUAAGAAUAACAGCCGAUUCCAAGCUACGAACAAGCUUCGAAACCAUUGCCUGGGCUACCUGUGUAUAAAACAAUGAAUGCGGACAACACCACAGAUAGCCCAUGUAAACACAGCUGUCGUGUACAUAUAACGUUCAUAUUUCUUUUUCCAGUUCUAUCGCUGAUAUAAUAAACUAUAAAAUGCUAAAUAUUCGUGUCAUGGUAUCUGUUUAUUGUGAAACAGAGCCAUAAUAGAAUGUUCUGUUGAUUCCGGCUGUACACUACUAGCUACUACUUGUACAACUUACUAGAGCGCAUAAAAGCUCGAACAGCCAAUUUGAGACUGUUUAAAAAUAUCCACUACACUGUCAUGGAACCUAGGGAUAGAAAAGGGGGGUUGUCAUUGUUGCCUAUGGAUACAAGCAUUGACAGGGUUGUCAUGCAUCCUGGGGAUAUAAACGAUAAACGGGUGUUUUUAUUCACCCUAGGGAUGCAAUGUAUGGUUUUAAUGAAACCUUGGGAUAAAAGAGAGGGUAGUUAUGGACCCUAAGGAUAUUUAUAUCAGAUAUCAAGACUCUAGACGUAAAUAUUGGUACAGAUUCUAGAAGAAGCACACAAGUUUACACCUUACUUGUAGUACAAGGGCAUGUUGCCAAGACCUCACUGAUAUGUUAUAUAAAAGAAGAUUUUCUUCUGGACUUUAUCAGAUCUUCGGAAUCCAGCUCAAGGAACACGCACACAUUUUUUAGCAUUUUAAGAUUCAUGGAAACCAGUUUUCCAUUUGCAUAGAGAGAGCACAGGUUGACCGAGUCGAUCUCAAUGGGGUGUGUCAGCUGACAUUCUCGGAUGAUUCUCGUGAUUAGCUGCGAUGAUGUCAUCUUCAGUGAUGUCAUCGGUCACUCCAGCACCUCUGGAAUCUGGCUGAUCCACUUUGGAAAAUGUGACCUUUCUAUGACAAGGCUGCAGUUCUAUACCGGGACAAGAUACUCCAAGAGCAGUCUUCACAGCCAAAUAUCGAAUCAGCUUCACAACCAAGCGAGACGGCAACCCUUUUACGUGGGUGGGCAUUGAAGGAAGCCCGUCCGACUAAAAACGCGCGCCACAGGGCUCCUGAACACUCGAAAGGCUAAAAGUCCGAUUCAGCACAAAGAGAGCCUGCCCCCUCCUACUAAAAACGCGCGCCACAGGGCUCCUGAACACUCGAAAGGCUAAAAGUCCGAUUCAGCACAAAGGGAGCCUGUCCCCUCCUACUAAAAACGCCCCCUCCUACUAAAAACGCGCGCCACAGGGCUCCUGAACACUCGAAAGGCUAAACGUCCGAUUCAGCACAAAGGGAGCCUGCCCCCUCCUACUAAAAACGCGCGCCACAGGGCUCCUGGACACUCGAAAGGCUAAAAGUCCGAUUCAGCACAAAGGGAGCCUGCCCCCUCCUACUAAAAACGCGCGCCACAGGGCUCCUGAACACUCGAAAGGCUAAAAGUCCGAUUCAGCACAAAGAGAGCCUGCCCCCUCCUACUAAAAACGCGCGCCACAGGGCUCCUGAACACUCGAAAGGCUAAAAGUCCGAUUCAGCACAAAAAGAGCCUGCCCCCUCCUACUAAAAAACGCGCGCCACAGGGCUCCUGAACACUCGAAAGGCUAAAAGUCCGAUUCAGCACAAAGGGAGCCUGCACCCUCCUACUAAAAACGCCCCCUCCUACUAAAAACGCGCGCCACAGGGCUCCUGAACACUCGAAAGGCUAAACGUCCGAUUCAGCACAAAGGGAGCCUGCCCCCUCCUACUAAAAACGCGCGCCACAGGGCUCCUAAACACUCGAAAGGCUAAAAGUCCGAUUCAGCACAAAGAGAGCCUGCCCCCUCCUACUAAAAACGCGCGCCACAGGGCUCCUGAACACUCGAAAGGCUAAAAGUCCGAUUCAGCACAAAGGGAGCCUGCCCCCUCCUACUAAAAACGCGCGCCACAGGGCUCCUGAACACUCGAAAGGCUAAAAGUCCGAUUCAGCACAAAGGGAGCCUGCCCCCUCCUACUAAAAACGCGCGCCACAGGGCUCCUGAACACUCGAAAGGCUAAAAGUCCGAUUCAGCACAAAAAGAGCCUGCCCCCUCCUACUAAAAAACGCGCGCCACAGGGCUCCUGAACACUCGAAAGGCUAAAAGUCCGAUUCAGCACAAAGAGAGCCUGUUUGCAGGCUAAGCUUUCUAUGAAGGACUAAAUUCGACGGGAAGCGUGGCGUACGAUUGCGUAUAAGUCGAGGUCGAUCGAAUGGUUGACCUAGCGUUAUCGAGUGCUCUUUUGAACUUCUACGGUUAGAUACGCCUUGUAAGAUAUUAUUUAGAGUCUACCAGGACCACAUUUAUAUGAACUCGUUUUGGCGAUAAAAGGUGCCCCGAUGCAAAGGUAUGUGCUCUUACGACAGCCAUUGUCUUGCAAUUGUUGAAAUAUGAGCGCUCAAUGGGGGCUGUUUAUCGCCUCAUCAAAACUCGUGUUUUUAAUUGCCACAAAAUUUUAUUUGAUAUAUUGGAAGCAAAAUAAGUGCUGUAUACUUAGAGUGAAAAGAAUUGUGCAAUUCUACGUCCCAUGGAAGAUAUAGGCCUCGUUUUCCGGGCUUAUUUACGGAGUACGAAAAACAUAAAAUAAUUGAAAAAUCUGUUAAAAAUUAAGAAAAAUACUA